CUGAAGCUCUGGUCACAGUCCGGGCCCGACACUGGAGCAGUGAACGAAGCUCCAGGCCAGGAGAGCAAGAUCCCCACGUGCAGCACCAUGACCAGCAAGGGUGCAGAGAGCGAGCACCCCUCCGUGACUCUCUUCCGCCAGUACCUGCGCAUUCGCACGGUCCAUCCCAAACCCGACUAUGGGGCUGCCGUGGCCUUCCUGGAGGAGCAGGCACGCCAGCUGGGCCUGGGCUGUCAGAAGGUGGAGGUGGCACCUGGCUAUGUGGUGACUGUGCUGACCUGGUUGGGCACCAACCCAGCCCUCUCAUCUAUCUUGCUCAACUCCCACACGGAUGUGGUACCAGUCUUCGAGGAACACUGGAGUCACGACCCCUUUGAGGCCUUCAAGGACCGUGAGGGCUACAUCUAUGCCAGGGGCACCCAGGACAUGAAGUGUGUCAGCAUCCAGUACCUGGAGGCCGUGAGGAGGCUGAAGGCUGAGGGUCACCGCUUCCCCAGGACCAUUCACAUGACCUUUGUGCCCGAUGAAGAGAUCGGAAGUCAAAAAGGUAUGGAGCUGUUUGUGCAGCGGCCUGAGUUCCAGGCCCUGCGGGCUGGCUUUGCCCUGGACGAAGGCCUGGCGAAUCCCACUGAUGCCUUCAAAGUCUUUUAUGGGGAGAAGUGCCCCUGCUGGGUGCGGGUCACCAGCACCGGGAGGCCAGGCCACGGCUCACGCUUCAUUGAGGACACCGCGGCCGAGAAGCUGCACAAGGUUGUAGGCUCCAUCCUGGCCUUCCGGGAGAAGGAAAAGCAGAGGCUGCAGUCCAACCCCCAUUUGAAGGAGGGGGCAGUGACCUCCGUGAACCUAACCAAGCUCGAGGGCGGUGUGGCCUUCAACGUGGUCCCUGCCACCAUGAGCGCCAGCUUUGACAUCCGAGUGGCCCCGGAUGUGGACAUGAAGGCCUUCGAGCAGCAGCUGCAGGCCUGGUGCCAGGCAGCUGGAGAGGGUGUCACCUUCGAGUUUAUUCAGAAGUGGACAGGGGCCCCGGUGACACCCAUUGACGACUCAGACCCCUGGUGGGCGGCUUUCAGUGGAGCCUGCAAGGACAUGAACCUAACUUUGGAGCCAGAAAUCCUCCCAGGAUUCACUGACAACCGCCACAUCCGAGCAGCAGGCAUCCCGGCUCUGGGCUUCUCUCCCAUGAACCACACCCCGGUGCUGCUACACGACCAUGAUGAGCGGCUGCACGAGGCAGUGUUCCUCCGUGGGAUUGACAUAUACGCACACCUGCUGCCUGCCCUGGCCAGUGUGCCUGCCCUGCCUAGUGACGGCUGAGCCCCCAACUCCCCAACUCCUGUCCAAGACCUUCCUCUUCCCAUGCCCACUAAUAAAGUGUGUGUGGAUGGGGCUGCCUCAAAAGGACA
Molecule: messenger RNA, 1403 nt
Organism: Ochotona curzoniae (black-lipped pika)
Lineage: Eukaryota; Metazoa; Chordata; Mammalia; Lagomorpha; Ochotonidae
Product: aminoacylase-1-like
Exons: 15
Coding region: 88-1314 (408 amino acids)
Biological process (GO): amino acid metabolic process
Cellular component (GO): cytoplasm
Molecular function (GO): aminoacylase activity
Source: RefSeq, a predicted model, not a curated record